Salmo salar (Atlantic salmon) is the source of this 2924-nucleotide messenger RNA. Its product is annotated as microsomal glutathione S-transferase 1. Gene Ontology annotation, cellular component: membrane; mitochondrion. NCBI's taxonomy places the organism in Eukaryota, Metazoa, Chordata, Actinopteri, Salmoniformes, Salmonidae. The record is from RefSeq and is a predicted model, not a curated record. Gene Ontology annotation, molecular function: glutathione transferase activity.
UGGGUCAGAUUCAAACACCAACUUCUGGAAAAGGUAUGAAACUAUUUGCUCAACUCAAAAUAAACUUUGCUAACGCCAUCAGCGGGUAUUAUUGUAGCGCAUGUGUUUCCAAAUGUAGCCUGUACAAUAGUUACAUUUGUAUCGUUCUCUGAAGAAAAAAAGGAGGCUAUUUUGCGUAAUCGGGACUCAACCGAACAGACAUGGCAGAACUAACUCAUAUGAUCGACAGCGAGGUGUUCCUGGCCUUCUCUACCUACGCCACUAUCGUCGUCCUCAAGAUGAUGCUAAUGUCUCCUAUGACUGGAUACUUCAGACUCACCAGAAAGGCAUUUGCUAACCAGGAGGACACCAGUCUGGUCUCCUCUACAGAGGACAAGAAGAAGAUGGUCAGGGUGGAUCCUGAUGUGGAGAGAGUACGAAGAUGCCACCAGAACGACCUGGAGAACAUCAUUCCGUUCGUAGUGAUUGGUCUGCUGUAUACCCUGACGGGGCCAGACCUCUCCACUGCUCUGCUCCACUUCCGGGUGUUUGUUGGUUCCAGGCUCUUCCACACGGUGGCCUACGUCCUCCCCCUGCGCCAGCCCAGCAGAGCUGUGGCCUUCCUCAUCGGACUGGUCACCACCAGCUCUAUGGCCUAUAGGGUCCUGAUUAUAGCACUUUAUCUGUAGAGGCCUGAGGACACACACACACACACACACACACACACACACACACACACACACACACACACACACACACACACACACACACACACACACACACACACACACACACACACACACACACACACACACACACACACCACUACAAGGGCCCUGUCUUUGAGGGUCUCCAUUGAAUGUGCUUGAGGAUACAUCUACGUUUAUCAUUAGAAAGUAUGAUGGACACCAAAGCUGUUCCUUCUGUGUGUCUGAUAGGAUUAUAACAGGAUGUUACUGCAGUACAUAUCAGAAUGUUCCUUCUGUGUCUCUGAUAGGAUUAUAACAGGAUGUUACUGCAGUACAUAUCAGAAUGUUCCUUCUGUGUGUCUGAUACGAUUAUAACAGGAUGUUACUGCAGUACAUAUCAGAAUGUUCCUUCUGUGUCUCUGAUAGGAUUAUAACAGGAUGUUACUGCAGUACAUAUCAGAAUGUUCCUUCUGUGUCUCUGAUAGGAUUAUAACAGGAUGUUACUGCAGUACAUAUCAGAAUGUUCCUUCUGUGUCUCUGAUAGGAUUAUAACAGGAUGUUACUGCAGUACAUAUCAGAAUGUUCCUUCUGUGUCUCUGAUAGGAUUAUAACAGGAUGUUACUGCAGUACAUAUCAGAAUGUUCCUUCUGUGUCUCUGAUAGGAUUAUAACAGGAUGUUACUGCAGUACAUAUCAGAAUGUUCCUUCUGUGUCUCUGAUAGGAUUAUAACAGGAUGUUACUGCAGUACAUAUCAGAAUGUUCCUUCUGUGUGUCUGAUAGGAUUAUAACAGGAUGUUACUGCAGUACAUAUCAGAAUGUUCCUUCUGUGUCUCUGAUAGGAUUAUAACAGGAUGUUACUGCAGUACAUAUCAGAAUGUUCCUUCUGUGUGUCUGAUAGGAUUAUAACAGGAUGUUACUGCAGUACAUAUCAGAAUGUUCCUUCUGUGUCUCUGACAGGAUUAUAACAGGAUGUUACUGCAGUACAUAUCAGAAUGUUCCUUCUGUGUCUCUGAUAGGAUUAUAACAGGAUGUUACUGCAGUACAUAUCAGAAUGUUCCUUCUGUGUCUCUGAUAGGAUUAUAACAGGAUGUUACUGCAGUACAUAUCAGAAUGUUCCUUCUGUGUCUCUGAUAGGAUUAUAACAGGAUGUUACUGCAGUACAUAUCAGAAUGUUCCUUCUGUGUCUCUGAUAGGAUUAUAACAGGAUGUUACUGCAGUACAUAUCAGAAUGUUCCUUCUGUGUCUCUGAUAGGAUUAUAACAGGAUGUUACUGCAGUACAUAUCAGAAUGUUCCUUCUGUGUGUCUGAUAGGAUUAUAACAGGAUGUUACUGCAGUACAUAUCAGAAUGUUCCUUCUGUGUCUCUGACAGGAUUAUAACAGGAUGUUACUGCAGUACAUAUCAGAAUGUUCCUUCUGUGUCUCUGAUAGGAUUAUAACAGGAUGUUACUGCAGUACAUAUCAGAAUGUUCCUUCUGUGUCUCUGACAGGAUUAUAACAGGAUGUUACUGCAGUACAUAUCAGAAUGUUCCUUCUGUGUCUCUGAUAGGAUUAUAACAGGAUGUUACUGCAGUACAACAGUACCUUAUUUUCCACUAGAAAUUGGAGGCCACUCAGGGACAAUCUAACGUUGAUGAAUAGUGCCGAGCCCUCUAAGAGUAAAACCCAGAUUCCAGCCUGUGUUGAGUCUCAUUCUCUAUUAGAAGCAACAGGGGUGUUGAGGUCAGUCAGUUCAGAAAAUUGUUUUGAAAUUCAGGAGUUUAAUUUGGUUCUUUAAUGUCUAUGUGGGAUUUUUCAAUACCUUUAGUUGGUUCCUUCUAGUCAUUUUAUGAAUCAACUGAACUUGAAGCAGAAUUGACCCAACAACCUGUUGCGUCCAAAAUGGCACCUUAUUCAAAAAAGUUGUGGAUUUAUAGUCCCAUAGGGCUCUGGUUAAAAGUAGUGCCCUAUAUAAGGAAUAGGGUUCCAUUUGGGACUCAUACCCUGAUUACAUGCCAGUAUCUGAAUGUAAUAGUUUGUGAGAUAAGUGUUUGUACUGCCAAUUGUUAAAUCUAUAAAAUAUAGAUUUAUGAGAAAUAAGGAAUGAAUUUCCAGAGGCCUCUAGUUAAAGGAAACUGGGUUGGUAGCGACGUAGAGAACUGAGCCAUCUAGUCUGAACGAAGACUACCUGUAUAAUUAUUCUAGUGGGAUUUAGUUAGGAUUUUAUUGAUAUGUACAAUUGAUUUCUACAUUAAAACGCCUUGUCUUUUUAACUAACA